CCAUCAAACCAAGGUACCCAGUAGUAGUAUUGCUAUUACAAUUAUAAUUUUAAGAUCCUUUCCUGUAGUAGGUGCCUACUGUCUCCUUGUAAAAUCUAUGUUGUUUCAUGGAGACUCAAAGGCCUCAUGUUGCGAUUUUCCCUAGCCCUGGCCUUGGUCAUCUUAUUCCCUUAGCUGCCUUUGCCCAACAACUAGCAACAAUUCAUGGCUUUUCAGUCACCUUUAUUAAUGUGUCAACUGGUUCCUCCCCAAUGCAAGAUUCAAUCCUUGCAGGACUCGAGCAAACUUGCAAGGGUUUUGUGAAGUCGGUCGAGCUCCCGAUGAUGGACAUGUCUGAUAUCCCUCCUGACACUGGGAAGGUUGUGCAAAUAUCGUUGACCAUUAGGAGGUCUCUUGGUUCCCUUCGAGGGCUCCUUGGAGAUCUCUUUAGUGGUUUACCUACGGCCACAGGUCGUUUUCCUGCAAUCUCUGGCCUCAUAGCAGACCCCUUUUGCGCCGAUGUUAUAGAGCUUACACAUGAACUACAAUUGCCUACAUAUCUUUUUUUCACAUCAACUGCUACCUUGCUCUCUCUCAUGUUGCACCUCCCAACUCUAGAUCAAGAGAUUUCUGGCGAGUAUCGUGAUCUUGAUUUUCCUGUACAAGUCCCGGGUUGCUUUCCAAUACCUGGAAAAGACUUGCCUGAGCAACUACAGGAUCGAGAGGACGAGGAGUAUGCAUGGUUCUUACGCCAUGCUAGAAAGUAUAUUGAAGCAAAAUCCAUACUUAUCAAUACCUUUCAAGCCCUAGAGCCUCAUCCAAUAAAAACCUUGAGAGACAAGAGGCAUGGGGGGCGAUCUCCGCCCAAGAUAGUUCCGGUGGGUCCCUUGACUCUUGACUUGCCAGACAACCCAGGAGAAGAAUGCUUGAAAUGGCUUGAUGAGCAACCCCUCAAUUCAGUUUUAUUCGUAUGUUUUGGUAGUGGGGGAACCUUUACACAUGAGCAAAUGAAUGAAAUGGCCAUGGGGUUGGAGGCAAGUGAGCAGAGGUUCCUUUGGGUGAUUAGAAAACCUCACCAAACCUCAAGCUCUGCCUCAUUCUUCUCCUCUACUUCCAAUGGUGAAGACCCUCUUGCCUUUCUACCAUUAGGGUUUGUUUCAAGGAUCCAAGGACGUGGACUCGUUAUUCCCGAUUGGGCUCCACAAGGAAGGAUAUUGGCCCAUAGUUCCAUAGGUGGAUUCAUGUCACACUGUGGGUGGAAUUCAACCCUUGAGAGUGUCAAAAAUGGUGUGCCUAUGAUAGCAUGGCCACUCUAUGCUGAGCAAAGAAUGAAUGCCCUAAUGUUGGCUAAUGAGAUUAAGGUUGCUCUAAGGCCCAAGAUGGAAGAUGAUGGGAUUGUUUAUAAACAUGAGAUAGAGAGGGCGGUGAGAUGUUUGAUGGAAGAGGAAGAAGGAAAACUUUUGAGGGAGAAGAUGGGAGAGCUUAAGACUGCUACAGAUUCAGCCUUGGCUAAGGGUGGGACUUCUUAUGAAUCAGUGAAUGAUGUUGCUGAAGAAUGGAGGUUUGGCUCCCCAAUAUGGAAGGACAUGAAAAAGGUUUCAUUUGUAGUUGGAAACCGAUGAUGAUUUGCAUGCUUUAAAACUUAAAAGACACAGUCGUGUAGUUUUAUAAUUUGUCCAGUGAGUUUAACAUUUUUCUUCUCUAGUUUUAGCAUUGACCAGUGGAUUAGAAUGCUUUGUCUUCCUUUUUCUAUCUCCCUUUAUGUUUUUUCCUAUGCCGCCCUGUGUCGGUUUUGUCACAGCAAACCAAGCAGAAUUAUCAGCAUUGCUACAAGGGGUGUCUAUAUGGAGAGAGAGAGAUUUGGGGAAUAGAUUGUUUGUGGCGAGGGAUUCAUGGAAUGUGAUCAAUUGGUGCGAUCGAUCUUCUAGACCUCCUUGGAAUUUAAGAUCUUUGUGGUUACAGGUUUUGGAUAAAACUCUCGGCUGCGUGGCGAGUAUUAACCAUGUUUAUAGGGAGGCUGAUGUGGUGGCAGAUGAUUUAUCCAAGAAGGGUGCUUCUUUAGAUAACUCGUUUAUUUCUCCAGUGUUGUUUUGAUGUAUAAUUAUUGCAAUUACCCUUUGAUCCAAUAAAUCUAAGUACUUGUCAAAAACAAAACAUCUUGGUAAUGAAUUAUUUUGCU
Amborella trichopoda is the source of this 2158-nucleotide messenger RNA. Its product is annotated as UDP-glycosyltransferase 72B1. Lineage: Eukaryota; Viridiplantae; Streptophyta; Magnoliopsida; Amborellales; Amborellaceae. Gene Ontology annotation, molecular function: UDP-glycosyltransferase activity. The record is from RefSeq and is a predicted model, not a curated record.